AUGGCGCGCGUCGCGCUCGCGUCAUCGCCAUGGCGGCCGCACGCGACGCCGGCGCUGACGGGCGGCAUGGGGAGCAGACUCGCGAGGGUUCGACGCGCGUCGGCGCCGUGCCCGCCGCCGCACGACCGCGGGAGGCGCGAUACCCCGACCUACAACCUCGUCACGUGGUGCGAGGAGAACUUUCAGCGAGGACUCCUGAAGGAGUACGUCGACCCGGACAGGGGACCGACGAAGGUGACGCGGGGGUCGGGCUACAGAGCACUGUGGAAGUGCGCGGCGUGCGGCCACGAGUGGCGGACGACGGUGAACCACCGCACGAAGAGCGACAAACCCACCGGAUGUCCGGAGUGCCGCCCACCCGGGGGCGGUCCUGUCACCGCCACCCCAACCAACAACUUCCUCGUGUGGUGCGAAGAGAACGGCGAGCGAGGGAAGAAACUCCUGAAGGAGUACGUCGACCGGGACAGAAAGCCGACAGAGGUGAUGCGGGGGUCGAAUUACAAGGCGCUGUGGAAGUGCGCGGCGUGCGACCACGAGUGGCGGGCGGUGAUGUGCAGCCGCACGAGGAGGAACAGACUCAGCGGGUGCCCGGCGUGCUCGAAACGACUGCCGCAGAGCGAGACGCACUUCUUCCUCGAGUGGUGCGAGGAGAACGGCGAGCGAGGCGAGAGACUGUCGCGAGAGUACGCCGAUCCGGACGUGAAGCCGACGGAGUUGGCGUAUGGAUCGGCGUACAGGGCGCUCUGGAAGUGCGCGGCGUGCGACCACGAGUGGCGGGCGACCAUGUGCAACCGCACGAGGAGCGACAAACCCGCGGGUUGUCCGAAGUGCAACCCCCCCGGAGGACCGCGCAAAGACAAGAGCGGUCGACGCGUCCCGCCCGCCGCGACUCGAUAG
This is a messenger RNA of Micromonas pusilla CCMP1545, 897 nucleotides long. RefSeq lists its product as uncharacterized. The transcript has a single exon. The coding region runs from base 1 to 897 and encodes 298 amino acids. The record is from RefSeq and is a predicted model, not a curated record. NCBI's taxonomy places the organism in Eukaryota, Viridiplantae, Chlorophyta, Mamiellophyceae, Mamiellales, Mamiellaceae.